UUAAUCCACAAAAUUACAACCUGGCAAAUUAUAUCCACGAACGGCGAGCAGUUUCACAAAUCAAAUGGAACUUUCUAUGUUAAAUAAUAGCCAUCUAUUCGUAGAGAACUUUAAUUGUACAUAACGGAGUUAGAGUAGGCUUUUCGGAGGAUUCAUUCGCCACAAAUCGGAGCAUUUUGAAGUUUAAACCAAUGCAUUGAUUUGAAUCACAUCAGAAGAACACCACUUUGUUCAGUAAGGACCUCAUCCAUCACGCCUACUGGCGUUGUAAAACAACGUAGGACUACAUUGGAAACGGUACAGAUGUCCAGCGGAAGAUGGAAGCAAGGGAACAGAUAGAUAUGGAGGUAAUGGCUCCUCUUAUUGAGGAAACAGGCCAGUGUUCCGAAGAAAUUUCAGAUGAGGAUCAUGAUCCUGAAUUAGUUCCAGUACAGAGGCAUUAUGAGCUUGAUAAUCACCAGGGCAUUACGUUUUCACAGACUCUUAUUCAUCUAUUGAAGGGGAACAUUGGAACUGGCUUGCUAGGCCUUCCGCUUGCAUUAAAAAAUGCUGGGAUUGUGGUGGGACCAAUAAGCCUAAUAUUUAUGGGUGUGGUAGCAGUCCAUUGUAUGCACAUUCUGGUCAGAUGCAGCCACUACCUUUGUGAGAGAUUGAAAAGACACCAUUUAGGCUACAGUGACACUGUAGCUCUUGCAUUGGAACAUUCUUCUCUGAAGUGUUUUAGAAAUGCUUCCAAUUUUGGAAGGCACUUAGUUAGCUUUUUUCUUGUGUUGACACAACUGGGGUUCUGCAGUGUGUACUUUGUUUUUCUGGCAGAGAAUAUCAAACAGGUUGUUGAAGGCUACUGUAAGAACGUUACAGAGAUUCCUCCAUCUUUUGGCAAUGAAACUGCUCCUGCACAACAGGAGUGCUGGGGGCUGGACCUUCGUGUCUACAUGGUGUGCUUUCUGCCAUUCUUUAUCCUCCUUGUGUUCAUCCGUGACCUGAAGAACAUGGCUAUCCUCUCAUUUCUGGCCAACUUGUGCAUGGCAGUCAGCCUGGUCAUCAUAUUCCAAUACAUUCUGAGGGAUGUUGGGGAUCCUCGCAGACUUCCUUAUGUAUCCAGUUGGAAAAAAUAUCCCUUUUUCUUUGGAACAGCAAUAUUUGCUUUCGAAGGAAUAGGAGUGGUGCUUCCAUUGGAGAACAAAAUGAAAGACACCAAGCACUUCCCACAGGCACUGAACAUAGGGAUGGGAAUUGUUACAUUUCUCUACAUAUCCCUAGCCACGUUUGGAUACCUCCAUUUUGGUGAUGAUAUUAAAGGAAGUAUAACACUCAACUUACCUCACAAUGCAUGGACCAACCAGUUGGUGAAAGUUCUCUACUCCUUUGGGGUUUUUGUGACCUACUCAAUCCAAUUUUUUGUACCGGCGGAGAUAAUCCUCCCUGCGUUCAGGUCGCAGGUGAGAGAGAAGUGGAGAGGGCCAUGCGAGUUUGCAGUACGAGCUCUACUUGUCUGUCUGACCUGCGCUACGGCAGCCCUCAUUCCUCGCCUUGAUCUGGUCAUCUCAUUUGUGGGAGCUGUCAGCAGCAGUGCCCUGGCUCUCAUUUUCCCUCCACUGGUGGAACUCAUUACAUUCUGCAACAAGAAGUUCAGCCUCUGGAUGGUCGUGAAGGAUAUUUUCAUUGCUGUAAUAGGAUUUGUUGGCUUUUUAGCUGGGACCUAUGUGACGGUGGAAGAGAUUAUAUAUCCCCAGGCAGACUUUUUAGUUCCCGAUACUGGAAAAACUGCUGUACUUUUAAAUGCUACAGACUUUGUAAGAGGGGCUGUGAAUAUUUCAAACCCAUUCACCUCUGAGUAAUGUCUUAAAAAGCUCUGUGGGUACCCAAAGUUCUCCAUGACGAUUCAGCAUAACGUAGACAUUGAGCCUCCAAAAUGGGCUCUCUUUUGAUAAUGAGCAGAAUUCCCGUUAUGUCAGAUUUGAUUUGUAAAUGCAUUCCUUUGCCCCAUCAUCAUUCCAACACUGUUUCAGUUUCCAGUAUUGAUAUGAAACACUUGUCCAGUGUAUUGUUUAAAAAAUAUAAAACUGUAACACCUUAGGAAGAAACAGCCUCAUUGCUGCAAGGAUCACAAAAAUGGCUCCUUUUAGCAUUUUCUGAUUAAUGAGGUUUAUAUAUUAUGAAAUGGUUUUAUUCCUUUCUGGCCCUAUCAGUUACAGUAUUUCAAAAUAGUAAUGGUUUCCAUUAAGGUGUCUGCCCUGUUUUUUACUUUGUCCAAGUCUUUUUGAAUUUCAUUUCCACUUCUUACAGUGUAUCCUAAUGCUUUUGAUAUCAUCCAUCAAAUGCAAACCUGGCUAUUUUACUAGCUAUAUCAGAAUCUAGAUACAGUAGUUGAUAUGAAUUAGGAGCAGCUGUUCUAAUUCUGAUUCCUGUUGUACUUCAAUAAUUGCACAAUCUAAAUUUGAGCAUUAAACCUUUAGCUAUACCCUCAAGUUCUCAAUUCAAAAUCAUGCCUUACUUGAAUACCCACUGCCAGUAAUUUAAGCCGUCAUCUUAGUGACCUUUAUUUACUUGAUUAUUGAAGGUAAUUAAUUUCUGCUUUACAUGAACAAUUUUCCAGUCAAUAUGUAUUACUUAUUGUAUAUAAAGUGACUAUUGGAAGGCUUUUGUAAAUGUCUGUGAAGAAUUCCAUUACUACAGUACAUUCCAUUAGUACAAUCUACUCUCAGGCCCUAGAGAUACAGUAUGUAUUCUAAUACUAAGAUACAGUAUUCUAAUACUAAGGGCAUUUCUGCAUCUUUCUUAUAUUUAGAAGCCUCAAACAUAUCAGUACCCCUCUUUGUAAAAAUUUGAGUUAAAAUUUCAGUUCAAACAUUGGCCAUUCCCCUGUCAUCAUGUAAGUUUCAGAGACGUUUACUGUACUGUUGUACUUUUUAUUAUUUUCUUCAACCUUUGUUAUAAUAUUCCUUCCUGCCUCUUUUGGCUUUCCUAAUGUCAUUUGGUUUACCUAUGCUUCCAGUUCAUUUAAGUGGAUGUUGUCCUUUUAAAAUUUUUGUAAACUUUUUUUUCAUAUACGUUUCGUGUUAUUAAACCAUUUGGGGAGCCAUCCAUUUACUGCUAAUUUCAAAUGAACAGCACCUUACUCCAUUCUAUCUCAUUUUCUCAUGUCAGUGUUUAUUAAUUUAGAAACAUUAGUUUCAAACUCCAACUGUAGCUCAAAGCAUGUCAUAAUCGCAGUUCCGGAUAGUUCAUUCAGUUCUGUUUUCCAUCAUUCUGCGAUGAUUUUCUGAAAACACUAGAUCAAUACAAUCACUUCCUGUGUGGUACUCUGAUCUGGAUAUAUAUUAAUGAGUCCAGAAAAAGCCUGAACAUGGCUUGUUUACUAAUAUGUAAAGACUAGAGACAAUGUAUUUAUGUAUGUUAAUUUGGAACCAAAUAGUUUUCCAAGUGGUAGGACUUGUAUGCAUUAAUGGAUGGAUAAGUAUGCAUUAUAAUCAGAUUAAUUUAGAAUGAACAGUUGUUAGAUCUUACAUCUGCCUCUUUUCCCAGAGGUACUUUACUGGGAGAAGAACAGAACAAACUUUAUUAUACUAGGAAGCUCCAUCUACCCUGAUCUACAGCAGGGAUGAAGUGAGUGGGCUCUUACAGUAUAUUCACUUAAUCUCAUCCCUGUACUCCUCUUGUGGUAAAGAUGCAGCACUGAGAUCAAGGGUGUGGAAGCACUUUUUCUACAUUAUAUAUGAUAGAUAAGGAAGCCUUUCUCUUCAGAACACAUCAAGUUGAAAUAUUAUUGGGUCCUAACAAAUUCAAUUUCAAGACCUGUGUCUCAUGUACUGAAUUGUUUCAGAAAAGAGAUUAGUCUUUGUCCAUCUGAUUCAGUUCAUUAAAUUCACUACUCAGUUCAUUAGAGA
Molecule: messenger RNA, 3890 nt
Organism: Lepisosteus oculatus (spotted gar)
Lineage: Eukaryota; Metazoa; Chordata; Actinopteri; Semionotiformes; Lepisosteidae
Gene: slc36a4
Product: solute carrier family 36 member 4
Biological process (GO): amino acid transmembrane transport; L-alanine transport
Molecular function (GO): L-alanine transmembrane transporter activity; L-proline transmembrane transporter activity
Source: RefSeq, a predicted model, not a curated record